AAACACAUGGCCUCAACUUCCGGUUUUACAACAAGUUUAUGAGUUGAUUGCAAUCUAACAACAUUAACGUGUUCAUAUUGCUUGUAUUAUUAGCUCAUGAAUAUUUCAUGCUAAAACAAUGGUUAAAAUAAGUAAGCACAAUAUGUUAGUCCGAUAAUGAUCUAUAUACUAUUUAAAAAUAUUACUUAUUUACUCUUAAAUUAAUAAAAAAAAUGUCAAACAGUUGACUCCACUCACUAACUUUAAAUUUAAACAUUAACACCUGGGUAUAACAAUUUGAAUCAAUGCCACAAGUUACAAAUUCAGUUAACUGGGUGUGGGACCACAUAUCUGAUUCAGCUCACUAGGCUGAUAAUUGACUAGACCUACGGAAUGAUAGAUAUUAUCAUUACCUAUCUGCCUAUCUAUACUAUUAUACAUUUUCCAAUUACUUCAAAAAAGUAUACAAUUAUUAUUAUUAUUAGUCAUUAGUGAUUAGUGGCCUAGGCCAAAUUAAACUAAAAGUAGACUAUUUUUUAUUAUUAUAAUUAAGCCUACUUUUUUUUUUUUUUUUACAAGCUUGGGUAAAUUACGCAAACAAAAUCGGUCACUCAUUUCCCAUGACUGCCAUCUUAGUUGCCAUGACAACAGACAUGUCAUAACAACCAAGAGAUGUCAGCCUGUAGUGCAAACAUUGGUCAUAGGCAUAGGUCUGCCAAAAUGGGAAGUGGAAAGAGAGAAUGUGCUGUUGUAGUACUUACUUUCUGAGAGUCAAGUGAAACAUAAAUUAGGUGGUAUAAAACGUUAAAAUUUAAUUAAUUUUUGUUUAAAAAAUACUUUCCAUCCUAAAACCUACUGCUCUGUCUAACCCAAAUGUUAAGUCAGUAUCCCCAACUCAAGUGUAACCCCUCUCCCCCCCCCAAUUUAGUCCCCACUAACUUAGGCGUAAAUCUUCAAACCUAAAUUCUGUUACCUAAUGCCUAACGUGAACACUAAAGCCACAUGUUUGUGUGCUGCAGUUACGUACGGUACUGAGAAAAUCAUAAAUUUAAAGAUACAAGUUAUUUGAUAAAUAUUUCAAAUAAUAAAAAAGCAGAGAAUCUUACACAGAAACUCAAAGUGGCACGGAUUGCAUAAUUUUACUCAAACUUGAAUUAUGCUAUUUUUUAGAAUAAAUAGAAGACAGAAUCUAUUCUAAGCUGUGGUCUACAUUCUAUUAUUUAAAAUUAUUAAGAGUACAUCCUAUGAUAGAAUAUCGCCUGGCAAACUAUAGCCUAAUGCAUAUGCCGUAGCUGUAUAAUAUAGCCGAGAAGAGUAAUGACAGCAGUUGAGGGGUGUAGACCGCAUGGGGUGAUACCCAUUGGGGAAAAAGGAGUAGUAGUGUUACACAAGUGGUUCUAAGUGGAAGAUUUUAAAUCUGACACGAGCUUGUUUGAUUCUGUGUUAUGAAAGAUCUAUAUGUAUGUAAAUAAAAGAGCAGGGUGCCAACAGAAUGUCUAGAACAGAGUGCUACCAUAAGAUCUGUCCCUUGAUCAGAGAUACAAAUAGAUUGGAGUGACACAAGACAGAAAGGUGCCACGAGACUUCAGGGCAUGUUUCAUUAAUUCAGGUUGCCAUCUGAUGAGGCAGGCAGAGGUCCGUGGAAAAGUUUGGAGGGGUAACACCAUGAGUUUACAGCACUGGGUGACAUGAAACCCUAGUGACGGCACUUCUAUAGGUCCAAUAUAUUCCAUGGCAUCACACCUGAAACAGUAAUCUGUUUAUUUGUUCAUAGUUACAGUGCCCAGGGUGAGGCCUGGAAAUGCCCCACAAUGCAGCAAUAAUGCUAUAUGAUUUAUCCAUGUGUAUGUAUCGAAAAAUUGUGAUGUUGGGGCUUGCUCUAGUUGGCCCUGGGGCCGCUGCCCUGUCGCUCCCCCCGACCCCCCCUGAGUUGCAGUAGGGCAUAAUCAUGAAUAUGCAAUAUUCCAAUUGUGAUUGGCCAAUGCCAAUUUAGCAACCAUUUUUAACUGUUGUUUUUAAAAUUAAAACAAUUUCUUUCAUUGCAAUUGAUACGCCUAGGAACCAAGAUUUGUGUCUUAAUAUUUGUUUAAAUUUGAAUGUGCUGUAAAGUUAAUAAUGACAAUUAUUAAUGAACUUCACUACACAGGUAAGAAAAGCAAGCGGCAGUCAACUAAACAUAGAGUCAAGGUAGAGAGAAAGGUAAGCAUACUUAUAACUCUUUCCUCUGUAUUCAAAAAAUAUUAAACUUAAAAAUUUAAAUAAUCAGUUAAUUUGCAUAAGAAAUUUUAGAGGAAAUCCAUAAGCCAAUUUUUGUUUAUGCUUGCAGGUUAGAGAACAUAACAGAAAGCAGAAGAAAGCAGACAAACUAAAUUCCAAAAAAAGUAUGUUAUAUAACCUUUUCUGCAAAUUACUUAAUAUCCUUUAGCACAGCAGGUCGCAACCGCUUUGGGGGUUGCACGACCCUUUCCCAGGGCUCGCCUAAGACCAUCUGAAAACAAAUAUGCUCUACAGUUAUGAAAUAGCAACGAAAAUAAUUUUGUGGCUGGGGUCGCCACAACAUGAGGAACUGUAUUAAAGGGUCACGGUAUUAAGAAGGUUGAGAACCACUGCUUUAGUAGAAGAAAUCAGACCAACAAAAAUUUCAGUUUUGUGUCACUCAGUUAUACAUGCCAAUUUAGUUAAAUUAAAAAAAAUAAUAAAAAUUCAGACAUACUUUUAAGCUGUUUUGAUGGGGUAGAGAGUAGUCUUAAAUCAUUGGUAAUGGGCAUAAUUUUAAGGGCUACCUUAUUUUUCACAGUAACCAAUAUUUAAAUUCUUUCACUUCCUGUAAUCCUACUUCCGCCAACAAAAGGAAAUCUCUUAAGUUUUUUACUGUUACUUCUGUUACUUGUCAUACUUCUUUUGUCCUGUCUAUUAAUUAAGUUUAGCACACCUUGUUCUUAUAUUUUAAAUAUAGGCAGUAGUCCAUAAUGCUCUACUAGAAGCAAACGUUUUGUAUGCUAUAGAAGUAUUUGUGUAAAAGGAUGUAAGAUACACAUGUUUAAAAAAAAGUUGUAAUUAUGCAAAUUAAUUGUACAUGUCUUUUUUUCUACUAGAAGUACGGAAGGAUCCAGGAAUCCCCAAUAUCUUGCCAUUUAAGGAAGAAGUUCUUAAAGAGGCACAAGCUUACAAACAAAGGGUUAGUACUAGACUACUAUGAAGCCAGAUUUUUGGAUUUAAAAAUCAUUUUUAAAGCUGAAAAUGUAAUGAAUUAUUCAGUGAAAAUAUAGCUCAAGUUUUAAAUGAAAAAAAUCUUUUUCACCUAUUGCGAAAUCUUUUACCUUAUGUUUUUUAUCUCUGUAAAUUUGCAGUUGGAAUUGGAAAAAGAAAAGAAAAAAGCAUCAAGGAAAAAGGCAAGGGAAAGACUUCAAAACCAGAAUAGGAAUCUGUCUGAUUUUGUUAAAGAUGCAGAAAAGCGCCAGGCUGCCUAUGAUAGACAGGUAAACAUAAAGUUUUAUUGAAUGAAGGAAUUCCUAAAUAUAUAAUGUUCAUAGUGCAACCAUGGCCAGAUGGUAUAAAAUCAGGCUAAUCUAACUAGUUAGUUUUUUUAUAAGACCUCUAUGACUAACUAAUUUGAUUGUUUCUAUUAGAACCAUGGAGGUGAUGAGCCAGAAAAGCUUCAAAAUGCAAAUAAAGUCAUUGAGAAUUCUAGGAAGACAUUCUACAAGGAGUUCAAAAAGGUAACUUAAACUAACAAGUUUACUUUUUCUUUACCUUCCUUAUAAGAGAUGUGUUAAAACACAGAUCCAUAAUAAGAGGGCCUCAUUGUCUAUACUCAGGUCGUAACCCAUUCGCAAUUAAAUGUAGAAACACCACCUGGAGUACUAAGCAAAGGGAGAUAAGUACAAGCAUCCCAAUGUUAUAAAAAUAAUUGAAUCACUAAACAUCAUGCAAUUUUAACAAAACAAGAAUAUAAUUUUUAAAAAUAGACAAAUGAAUAAAAUUUCUAAAAAUAUCCCUGUAUAUUUUUAUUUACUUCUUUUUGCUGUAAAGCAACAUAACCAGUUUUUAAAAUUUCUGCAUCAUUUUAGGAGGUUUGCAGUGAUUUUAGGGUUUCUUGAAAUUUUGAAAAUCAGUAAUCCUUGUAGGAGAAUUGUUGUUGCCCUGGUUCUACUACUGUCCUUGUUAUCAUCAGAUGAAGAAUGGUAACAUGAACAUUUUCUGCCUAAUAUGGGCCUCAGCAUAAGGUGACAGCUGUAUGGCAUAUUUGUUGUUUCCAUCAUCACCAUGGCAUAAAGCUGUACCAUUCAAUUUUCAUUAGUCUACAUAAACAGUCUGCAAUAAUAUGCUGUAAUGCUCUCAACUGGAAAGCUAUCAAUGCAACCUUUUAUUUCUCUAAAUCAGUCUGCUCAGUAACCCUGGUCAUAUUGUCAUCAGACCCCACCAGUAUCAUUCUUCAAAUUCGAUUAUUAGUCUCAGUAGUUUUAUAUAAUAUACGUCAAUAUCGUUAUCUUCAUUGCUGGUAUUAUUGUUCAGAGAAUAUCUGUAUUGCCGCCAUCAAACUAAAAUAUCAUAGCAAUAAAUUCUCGUACAACACAAUCACACAUUCACUAAUAUUAUACCAAAUUUACAACUCGUAGCUCACAAAACGAAAAAAAUAAAAAUAUCAGCUUUUUUAAAACAAAAUAAAAUUCAUAUUUUUAAAUUAGCCCAAUGCUAUUAGCAUGGAAACAACACUUCUUACGGGACCAUCAGGUAUGUGUACGUUACUAGCCGAAAUGACACAAUGGUUCACUUUAGUAGCGGGGGGAGGGGGGGACAUGUCUCAAUGGUAGCGAAUGUGUUAAAUUAUUUGGUUGUAUAUAUUAUGGCACAUGAGAACAUUGGUUUAAGUUGUAUGUUUAUUACAGGUUAUAGAUGCUGCUGAUGUCAUUUUAGAAGUGCUCGAUGCAAGAGAUCCUUUAGGCAGUCGAUGUUUGGAGGUUGAAGAGGCGGUACGGUCAGCACCUGGUAACAAACGCCUUGUUCUGGUUCUUAACAAAAUAGGUAAAUCCACGCUUUAACAUUCAGUAUUUUAAUAAUUUCUGGAAUUUUUUUCUUUAUCUGGAGAAAAGUAAAGCAGCCUUUUUAACAAAAUUUUAACUUUCAAUUUUACAUUCUUUUACCAUUAUGUAUAUUGUAUUAUUUAAACAGAAUUGGAGUUUUUACCAUAUGUUUAUCCAUUUCUCUGCAUAGAUCUUGUACCUAAAGAGGUUGUGGAAGCCUGGCUGAAACAUUUGAGGAAAGAACUACCAGCCAUUGCAUUUAAAGCUUCUACCCAGCAACAAAGAGAUCGUUUAGUGAGUGCACAUAACUCUGCUUUAUUUUAAAUAAACUUAGUUUUAAAAUACCUGUAUUUUAGAAGAUAGAGGAUGUUAAAAAUACUCUUUUUGAGUGCUCUAAAAUUGAUGUUGUUCCUGAGCUUUAAAAUUCAUAACUUUCUUAUAAUUUGAGAUACAGUAAUAAAAUUGGUGGUUCUGUUCUGAUAAAGCCAAGCUCUAUUCAGGGGAAUCAUUGUAUUUUAUUUCAUUUCAAUUAUGUAAUUUUCAAUUAGAAUACCUAAUCAAAAAUGGUAACCAUAUAUUUUCAUUAAGUGUUUAUUGAAGAACCAGGACCUCAAACAAUCUGUCUAUAAAUCAGAAUCAUGAUUAUUGAGAGAUAGUUUUAAAAUAUAUUUUAUUGAAGGGUCAUUUACCCUGAUUAUAUCUGGUUGGAUAAGAUUAAUAUUUUUCUUACCAGACACAAACUAAAGUUGAUUACGCCGUAGCAAGUGAUGAUCUUCUUAAAUCCAGCAACUGUCUUGGCGCUGAUGUUCUAAUGAAGCUGCUCAGGAACUAUUGUCGUAGCACUGAGAUGGCUAUAAAUGUUGGUGUUGUGGGUAUGUGAUAACCUUAGACGAUUCUAUGAUGGAUUAAUUUUUAGAUUGUAUAGCUGCAGUUCUCUAAAUUUGCAUCUAAUUAAUUUUAUGAAGGACAUAAUUUAAAAGAGAGCUGAAUACUAGAACUUUUUGAUGUGUUCAUGUUUCAAUGUUAUUUACUUAAGUUUUCUGUAAAGGUUCAUGUUUAUUAUGGAAUGCGUUUUCAAGAUCUGGUUAUGAAUCAACCUAAAAAACCCUUACGAAAGUAAAUUAAAGUAUUUGAAAAUUUUGUUAUGUAAAGUGUACAGUCAUUAAUUACUUACUCUUUUUAAAAUUUCUUGUCUAAAGGAUUUCCAAAUACAGGAAAAAGUAGUAUCAUCAACAGUUUGAAAAGAACUAAGGCAUGUGAAGUUGGGGCUAUACCAGGAGUCACCAGGUGAGCUUUGUGUAUUGAGAACAGUGCGGAUUGUCCAUUCUGGUGGUCAAUUCAUUAAUUUUUAAAACAACAAAGGCAGUGUUUCUUUACCUUGUGCCUGUAGUUUUUAUUUAUUCUCUACCAUUAGCCGUGGCCUAAAUCCGGUUAUAUGACCCACUAAUUCCAACUGACUUUUCAGAACAAUGCAGUCUGUCCACUUAGACAAACAUAUCAAAUUAUUAGACAGCCCUGGUGUUGUCAUGACUAACAGUCCGUCUGAUGUUGCUGCUGUGCUGAGAAAUGUUGUCAAGGUAAGACUGUCCUACAUAUUAUUUGAAACUUGAAUGAUGCUUCAGCCCAUACAUUACACUAACAGAUGAUUCAUCUUUUAUUAUUGUUUAGCUUUGCCACAUUUUAACUCUUUGAUACUAUUAAGAUGAUCUGUGUGUUAAUCAGAUCUCAUGUUUAUAGCCAAGCAUUACUCGUGAGGGCUUAAUUUUCUUUUCAACAGUUGGAGUCUCUGGAGGACCCCAUUCCCUGUGUGGAAGCAAUAUUGUCUAGGUGUCAGAAAAUGCAGGUGAGUAGCUUUGUUUUAGAAAGACAAAUAAAGGGUUUAAAUGCAUAUAAAAUAAAUUCCCCCAAAAAUGCUAAAUUUUAGAUAUGCUUUUGUCCAUCUAUGGAAGUGUAAGAAUGUAAAUUAUGAAGCUUAAAAAUUGAAUGGCUUGCCUCGUUGUGAAAAGAGGUUAAAAAAAAACAAUAACAGUUCACCAAAUGAAAUUCAGAGUGAUAGCUAACAUAAACUUCAAAAAUGACUAAUUUAUUUAUAGACCUUUUCCCUUCUUCACAUCAUACAUUGUUGGUGACACAGCCGUGUGUAAUCAUUUUAAAUUGGUCGUAUUUGACAAAAAUUGUGUUCGCCUCUUUUUAUUAUUUUUUUUAUAAGUGUUGUAAAUAGUAGAUUACUAGUAAUCUUGUACUUAAACAAAAAAAACAGAUGAUGCUUCAUUACAACGUCCCAGACUACAAAGAUGUCAAUGAAUUCCUUACUUUAUUAGCCACAAGAAUGGGAAAACUGAAGAAAGGAGGCAUACCAGAUAUCAGUAGGGCAGGCAGGCGUCUGCUUCAGGACUGGAACAUGUAAGAACAAAAUAUUCUGGAACCAUAAUAUGGCAUUUAGACUUUUAAGUGAACCUUAAAGAAAUCUAAAUGAUGUGAUAUACAUAACAGCUGAAAAUGGCACAUAUCGAUAUGUGUAAAACCUAUUAGAUAUAAAGAAAUGUUUGCCUCUUAAUAAAAUUGGUUGUAAUUGAUUUUUAUGCUUCACUUCUAAAAAACACAGGGGCAAAAUAACAUACUACACCAUGCCCCCUGAACCAGCCAAUGAUGCUGCCAGCCAUAUAGAGGCUAAAAUUGUCACAGAAUGGGGCAAGGACUUUAACAUUGAUGAUCUGGUGGUAGAAGAGACAAGAAUGUUAGCUGGUAGGCAAUCUGUGAUGAUAGAGAAAUGCUGGUAGUUAGAACUAAAGGUUAAAUAUGCACAUCAAAUUGUGGACUCACCAAAUUGAAAGAAAGGGUCAUACUGUGUCCCACUAUGUCAUUGCUAUGCUGGUAAACCUGUCUCAUAUCUUUUUAACCAUCUCAUCUAGGUCUGAGAAGAAAAGAUAACUCAAUGUUGGUGUCAUCAGUGGGCUCCCUGAAGGCCGUGAUGAGAGAGGAAGAUUUGGAUGAGCAAGAAAAGGAUGAGAAUAUGGGAGAUGAGGAUGGUAGUGAUGAUGACUAUGAGGACAUAGAGGAAAUGGAAGAUGAUAGUAAAGAGGUUAAUAGCUGAUUUUGACAUUUAAACUUCUAGUGAUGUGUUAUUGCAAAUGCAAGUAUACAACUUUAUCUCAUAGUUUGCCUCUCAUAUGAAUUUUCAUGUGACAUCACAAGGUUUGAACCUGUUCUAACUAGCUUGCCAAAUUCUUGUGUCAGUUUAUGAAAGGGCUCUGUCAUAAAUUAAAUGAUGGAAGAGCUCUUCUCAAAGUUGUAUUCUUUUAUCUUAUGCAAUUUGUUUUUACAUUUUUAUGUGUAUAUUUUCUGUUGAGGUGUACUGUACAUUGAUCUACAGAACUCGAUCAGCUUUUAGAAUGUACUUCAGAACUCAAGAGAACUUUUAUAUAAUAUAUAUAUAUAUUUAAUUUUUUUAAACUAUAUAAAUAUAUAUUUUUUAAACUGUUUUAUUUUGUUUUUUUUAAAUUGAAGAAAUUUCAUUAUGAUUUUCACAGCUCAAAGGAGUAACAGUGACUUUGGGGAAAAAUUCAGUGGAUGGCAAGAAACAAAAUAAAAGAAAUGGACCUCUUACUACCAACAAAGGUAAACCAAGAGGUCCUCCACCAAAAACAGCACUUGAAAAAGUAGGUGGACUAACAACCAAGAAGAGCAAAAAGUUGGCUGAAAAGAAAGAGAAAAAGAAAAGGAAGCGAGCAGGUUGGUGGUAUACUUUUUGUUGUAAAUUUCUAUGUUGAUAUGUGUUUAAUUUUGAUGCAAAAUCAUGUAAGCAAUCAGCAAUGGAAACGACCCAUCUGCUGUUUUAUACCCACGUCACCGAUUACACCCCCCCCCCUCUCAUUUCAGUUUUUAUUACGAAAGUAUUGCCAACAAGUUUAAUAAAGUUGAUUUCCAGACAUAUUUUUAGAUUACCUUGAAGUGAUUACUUUGGAAAUGCUUAAAACAAGCUUUUCCCCUCAGAAACAAACUAUUAUAAAUGUUCAAUAAGUACAAUUUCAAAUAAAACUUCUAACAUAGCUAUUCAAUUAUUCCAUUUGUUGCCAUUGCUCAUUUAAUUGCAUUCAUUUUAAAUUAUCGGUUGGUUAGAUAAGAAACUUGUAAAGCUCUUUAAUAAAAAAAAAAUUUAAAUGUUGCAUAUUGUGUUAUUCCAGUUGAUAAUUCAUUGACAUUGAUUUCUGUUGCAGAUGCUGUGGCUGGAAAGUUAUCUAAUGCGCUUGAGACAGCCCUGGAAGGACUUGGUGGCCCAGAUUACAGCUUUGAGGAAAACUUUUCAUGAUCAUAACAUAGUGCGUUGUGGUGUAUAUUUAUGUGAAUAAAUAUGAAUGAAAUGCUUUAUUGAUGAUGUACUCUUGUCUUUAACUUUAGCGAUUAAUUAAAGAAAAAAGAACACCAAUUUUAAA
This is a messenger RNA of Lymnaea stagnalis (great pond snail), 9436 nucleotides long. The record is from the annotation of a GenBank genome assembly. Lineage: Eukaryota; Metazoa; Mollusca; Gastropoda; Lymnaeidae.